This is a messenger RNA of Tribolium madens (black flour beetle), 2173 nucleotides long. Its product is annotated as glycerol kinase-like. Gene Ontology annotation, molecular function: glycerol kinase activity. Gene Ontology annotation, biological process: glycerol-3-phosphate biosynthetic process; triglyceride metabolic process; glycerol metabolic process. Gene Ontology annotation, cellular component: mitochondrion. The transcript is spliced from 12 exons. The record is from RefSeq and is a predicted model, not a curated record. The coding region runs from base 271 to 1959 and encodes 562 amino acids. Lineage: Eukaryota; Metazoa; Arthropoda; Insecta; Coleoptera; Tenebrionidae.
GUAUAAACACUCAAAUUGCACAACUAAACCUUAAAACAACAUUUUUUAAAAGCGCCCUCUAUAGUUUACUUCUUUUAUGUUACGUUGGGGUCUUCGAAUUUCGCGGUUGGCAGCGGCAGCACUGUGAAAAAGUUCCAAUGUCAAGUGACAUACAAAAGCAAGUGCGGUAAAUAAAUCAGAAUUCUUAAUUUAAAAUUAAAUUUUUUUGGCUAUUGUAAUAACAACGAAUAAUUUUGCAUGUAAUGCUAACAGUUUGAGAAAUUUACGAUCAUGUCUGAGACAAGAGAAAAAUAUGGCCCAUUAAUCGGAUCAAUAGAUGAAGGCACAUCAAGUACAAGGUUUUUGGUUUUUGCUUCGAAGACAGCCGAGGUAUUGACUUAUCACCAGGUUAAAAUCCCACACAUCACCCCAAAGGAGGGAUGGUUUGAACAGGAUCCUAUGCAGAUUUUAAAUUCAGUUAUAGAAACAAUCAAUGUAACUUGUGAUAAUUUAAAGAAACUUAAUAUUAAUUACGAGGAUAUAGUAGCUACAGGAAUCACAAAUCAAAGGGAAACUACAAUUCUCUGGGAUCGCACAACAGGGAAACCAUUAUAUAACGCUUUAGUAUGGAUGGAUAUGAGAACGUCAAGUACAGUCGACACUAUUUUGUUAAAUGGGAAAAGAAACAAGAAUUUUUUACAAAGCAUGUGUGGACUUCCUAUUAGUACAUAUUUCAGUGCUUUAAAAAUCAAAUGGUUGAUGGAUAAUGUUGAUGGAGUUAAGAAAGCAAUGGAGGAAAAAAGGUGUGUUUUUGGAACGGUAGACACUUGGUUAAUUUGGAAUCUCACAGGUGGUGUAAAAGGUGGCCUUCAUAUAACUGACGUCACUAAUGCUUCAAGAACAAUGUUGAUGAAUAUAGAAACCCUUAAAUGGGAUCCUCAUCUAUGUAAAAUUUUUGAUAUUCCAAUGCACAUUUUGCCUGAAAUCAGAAGCUCCUCUGAGAUAUAUGGCUAUAUAACUGAUGUUACAUUAUUGGCUGGAAUUCCAAUUUCAGGAGUUUUGGGUGAUCAACAGGCGGCAUUAGUUGGCCAAAUGUGUUUUCAUCAAGGACAAGCCAAAAAUACCUAUGGGACUGGUUGCUUUCUAUUGUACAAUACUGGAACUACAAUGGUUCAGUCAAACCAUGGGCUUUUAACAACAGUUGGCUACAAAUUGGGCCCCGAUAAACCAACUGUUUAUGCUUUAGAAGGUUCAAUUGCUAUUGCAGGGAUUUCAAUAAAAUGGCUUCAGGACAAUUUAAUGAUUUUGAAAGACUCUAAAUAUUCUGGAGAGAUGGCUGCAUCGGCAGAUGAAGUGGGUGAAGUUUAUUUCGUUCCAGCAUUUUCUGGUCUUUAUGCACCUUACUGGCGUAAAGAUGCUAGAAGUGUCAUAUGUGGUUUAACUGAAGAAACCAAACCAGAACAUUUAGUUAAAGCUGCUUUAGAAGCAGUUUGUUAUCAAGUAAGGGAUAUUUUAGAAGCAAUGGCGUUAGAUUGUGGUUACUCUUUAUCUAAACUUCUAGUAGAUGGUGGUAUGACUGCCAAUGAUUUUUUGAUGCAAAUGCAAGCUGAUUAUUGUGGUAUUCCUGUGGUGAGGCCUACAAUGGCUGAGACUACUUGUUUAGGGGCUGCUAUAGCUGCUGGAAAUGCAAAAGGAGUUGAAGUUUGGGAUUUGGAUAAUAUACAACCUGUGCCAAGUGAUACAUUCUUACCAUCGAUAUCUGAGGACCAAAGGGAUAUCAAGUAUGCGCGAUGGAAAAUGGCUAUUAACAGAAGUUUAGGGUGGGCACACGAUGAAGAAGAAGAUAACAGUUUUGAAGAAUUGUCAGAUGUUGAUGCCUCUAUUACAGAUGACAAUAUGUUAACAACACUGCCAGGAGGACUUUUCGUUCUUGGAACUAUGGUUAUGCUACUUAUGGCUGAAAUUCUAGAAAAAAAAUAAAAGUUAGCCAAAGUUGAAUUGCAACAACUUGAAGUAAUAAAAAUUUAAGUCAUUUGUGUUUUUUAUUAUGGUUGUGUAUUGAGUUAUUUAUUUGCAUUUAAAGUCACUUUAGCUGUGAUUUUUCUGUUUUUGGUUGUUUUAGUAUUUGCUUAUGCUGCAAAAGUAUUAAUUUUUAUGCUUUGAUAAGCAAUAAAUAAAUAUAAAGUUUUUUUUU